Propithecus coquereli (Coquerel's sifaka) is the source of this 8860-nucleotide messenger RNA. RefSeq names its product adhesion G protein-coupled receptor G4 (gene ADGRG4). Gene Ontology annotation, cellular component: membrane. Gene Ontology annotation, biological process: cell surface receptor signaling pathway; adenylate cyclase-activating G protein-coupled receptor signaling pathway. The record is from RefSeq and is a predicted model, not a curated record. The transcript is spliced from 23 exons. NCBI's taxonomy places the organism in Eukaryota, Metazoa, Chordata, Mammalia, Primates, Indriidae. Gene Ontology annotation, molecular function: G protein-coupled receptor activity. The coding region runs from base 151 to 8844 and encodes 2897 amino acids.
CACAAAAGAAGGUGACCGAAGCAUGGCCAGCAGAUAAUGACUCUCUUGUUUUCUGCUCCUUCCAUUUCACAUCAAAUAUAGGGAUUUAGAGACCAGAUCUGGUCAUUUAGGGGUGGGAAGUUAAAGGAGUUCAGCUCUCGGAUUUAGACAAUGAAAGAAUACAUCAUAUAUCAGAGGCUUUAUGGAUUGUUUCUCAUGUCGAGUUUUAUCUUUCUCUCAGUUGUUUCUGAAAAUGUGACAAUUCAAGAAACAAGUGCGACUCUUUCACAACAAACAGAUUUGACAACUCCAGCCCGAAUUACUGGACUAAAACCACAAAAGACUGCACAUUCCUCUACAAUGUUGUCUAAAAGCAUGCCUAUAUUUGCUACUGAUUAUACAAGCAUAUCAUAUUUAAAUACAACAUUUCCACGUCUGGAAGCAACAACUGCACCAAAAAUUUUUACGACAUCCAUGGCUGAGACGGCUACACUUGCAGCAGAUGUUUUAUCUGCUUCAGCAUCUGUCACUCUGCCUAUCCAGAAUACAUCCAUAGACACUACCACCAUUUCCAUGAAAAUAACUGAAUCUCCAUCUUCAGAAAGCACAAGGACAACAAAAAUGGCUGAAGCCAAGGCUACUGAGACCUUUCAUCCAAAUACAGCUACUAAUUUCCUAUCCACAUUUGGAUUUACCAAGAAUUCAAAUGUAUCUAAAACUUCAGCUAUUGAAUCUCAGUCGGCUGUUGUGAAGAUGUCUUUAUUCUCAACUAUUGAGUCAACGUCCAUGUCUACAACAUCUUGGCUCAAACACAAAUCCACAGAUAUUUGGGCACUCCCUGUCUCCACAGCUCGCCAGAAGUUUCUUGCAUCUACAGCUGCUGAAACUGUACCUUGGUCCACAGUGGAAGAGACUUCAGCUACAACUUCUCACAUUGGGACUGCAUCAGCAUUUCCACCUGAGUCUGUGCUUAUCUCCACAGCUGUUCCAGCAGAUUCUGUAUUUCCUAGAAAUCAGACAGCAUCUACAUUGGCAAAAACUGAUGUGGAGGCAGCAUUUACAGUCCAUUCAGUGACUCUCCCAACUAGAUUCAUUGAGACCACUCCUGCCCUAGGAAUAGCUGAAACAGAAUUGACAUCUACAAAUUUUCAGGAUGUCUCCUCACCCCAAGUGGAAGAUGUCAUGUCUACCUCCAUGCCAAAAAACACCUCCUCUAUGGCCCUUUCUUUCAUAACAUCCUUUAUGUUUACUGAAACUCAAAGUGUACAGACCGUUAUUGGUGCUGAAAUGACACACACGGCCUUGACUUCUGGAAUCACACUUGCGCCUAUAGAGGCUGAAACUAUGCUUUUCCCCACAAUCACAGGGCCAGUAUAUACCCAGAAUACACCCACAGCUGGUGAACACAUGCAUACUUUGGUUUCCACUAGAUCGGCUUCCAAAUCCAAGAUAUCUGAGUCAGUUCCCACAUCUAUAACUCAUGAAGCUGCCUAUCUAUUCUCCACCAAUGAGACCACUUGGACUUCCAGGCCAGACCAGACCCUGUUGACAUCUACGAAUACAACCACCAUACUUACAUUUGUGCCUAAUGAAAAUUUCACAUCAGCAUUCCACGGGAGUAAUACAGAACAUUCAUCCACAACUACUAAUAUUAUCACCCCACUGGAAGCAGCCACAGAGAGUGAGGCUACCACUACCACUGAUGCUACUACAGGCAGAUAUACAACAGCUCUACCCAAAUUGACAUCUCCAUGGUUUGCUAAGUUCUCCACAGUUUCUGGAACCACAUCUGUAACCAAUAUGCCUGAGUUUAAACUUACUACUUUACUUUUAAAAACCAUCCCUAUGUCCACAGUAGCUGCAAAUGAACUUCAUUCAACACCAAGGGACACAGUUGUUUCACCAGUAGAUAUAAUAUCUACUCUUGCUGACAUUAAACCAAAUUUUUCUACUGAAGAAAGUGCUUCUGAGACUACACAAACAAAAACAAAUGGUACAAUUGCCUUUGGAGAUACAACAGCCCCUAUACCAAAGUCUACAACAACUCAAAGACUUAAUGCUACUGUGACAAGAAAAGAAACAACUUCUGAUUAUCUUAAGGGAAAAUCCACUAUAGCAGGGGUAACUGAGGUUUCUCCAUUUUCAGCAAUGUUGGAAGUGACAGAUGAUUCAGCACAAAUGGUGACAGCCUCUGUCACUCUUUCCUCUUUUCCUGAUAUAGAAAAAUUGACUACUCCAUUGGAUAAUAAAACUGCAACUACUGAGGUGAGAGGAAGUUGGCUAUUAACAAAAUUGGUGAAAACCACACCUAAGAGUUCAUACAAUAGAAUUACAGAAAUCUUUAAUUCUACCCACACCUAUACAGCACAUUGGACUUCAGAGACAUCUAAAGGGACUUCAACUCCAUCUCCUACUUCCGGGAGCACACGGAUAUUCCCUGAACCCCUGGGUGCUUCCACCACAAGGAUAUUGGAGACCAGUUUCCCCACUACCCUUAAAGACGUGACAACUAUGUCCUUGUCUGCCGGUAUCUUGCCUCCAAAGCCUACAGCUGCUCAUUCCUCAGCAACCCUUAUGCCUGUUACCCAUAUGUUCUCACUGCCAGUUAAUGUCUCUGCUGUGGUGUCUGAGGAGAUUAAGGGGACCAUGUCUGAGCCUUCUACAGUGGCUAGGGCUUUCUCUACAUCUAUGCUCUCAGAUGUUUCAAAUCCAUCAUCAACUACAGUGACCAGAGCAUUGGUGCCACCAUUGGAUCAGACUGCUUCUGCAACCAGCGAUACCAUGCCUACCCACAGAGACUUGAUUCAUACCACUUCACAGGCCACAGUGAUCUCUGUCAGAAUGACACCCACGGCAGUUCCCUCUCUGACAGAAACUCCACUCCCCUCGCUGAAAACCCCCACUCCUGUGACAGCUAAGGCUGAGAUCACUCUUCCCUUCACCUCAGUUGACAAAGUAAUUCCAUCCACACACACUCUUGACUGCUUGAAAUCUCCUCCUAACAACAUUCCUAUUGCAUCCUCCACUCAUGUGAUCUCAACCACAUCUAUACCAGGAACGACUCAACCUGUAUCUCAAGCGGAGAAGACUUCUACCUAUGCUCUCAGCUUUCCGUAUACUUUCAGUGCUGGUGGAGAUGUUGUCGGCUUGGCUACUGACACCACAGAGACCUCUGUUGUUGAUGAGAUCAUAUUCUCACAAACCUCUGCCAAUGAGCUUACUACCUCAAUAGAUGAUCACAUUUCUCAAUCUGCCACAAGUCUUGUAAGCACGCCAGUCUCCAGCCAAUUGGUGACUGGCACUUCUAUCUUAUCUUCUGACAAAGACCAGAUGACCAUUUCCCUGGUGAAAACCCCUAGAACUAUGGAGGUGACAGAAAUAUCCUCAUCAAGGAAUUCUUUUAUUUCACAUUCCCAGGGUACUUCAUCCUUGGAAAUGACAGAUGCAGGAUUUUAUGAGACCACAAAAAUUUCCAGUCACCAAACACAUUCACCUUCAGAGAUUACACUUGGGAUUCCACCUGAUGGGAAUUCAGUUUCAUCUCCCACUUCCAGGAGCACACAGACUACACCUACCUUGACCUCAAGUAACAUAGUAGAUGUUCACAUUUCAGAAAUGUCUACCAGUCGUGGGAAAACAGCUCUUCCUUCACAAGCUCUGACAAUCACCACAUUUUUGCCUCCUGAAAAAGAAAGCAUGAGUGCCCUUUCAGUUUAUACUCCCAGGACUGUGGAAAUGAUAGUAAGCUCCACCUCAGUGACACACCCUGUCGCAUACCACCAAGAUACUUCAUUUGUAGAUACUACAACUUACAGAACAACCAGAAUAUCAAAUCCUGUGAACAUCGCCACAACUCUUUCACACUUACCUUCACUUAGGACACAGCCUGAGGCGACUUCAGUUGCCACUUCCAUUUCUGAAAGCACACAGACUUUCCCUGAGUCCUCAUCUCUCUCCACAAUCGGACUAUAUAACACCAAUUUUACAAUGAUCUCUACUGAUAGGAUCACUCCAGCCCUUUCUGUUCCAAAUGUACCUACGACACUUAUUAGGGAAACCUCUGUGGCAACAUCCAUUCCUAUUUACCAGAUGUCCUCGUUGCCAGUUAAUGUCACUGCCUUCACCUCCAAAAAAGUUUCUGACACACCCACAAUACUAAUAACUAAGCCUUCUAAAACAACACACCCAGAUUGUUUGAAAAGUCCCUCUAUAGCCACUUCUGAGCCUAUGUCUGAGAUGUCCUCCAUGCCAGUUAAUGACUCUGUUUUCUCAUCCACAGCAGUUUCUUCUGACACUUCCACAACAGUUGGGUCAUUCUCUACUCUAUUGUCUUCAAUUAUCCCUAGGACUACUAUGACCAUACAAACAUCUACAUUGGAUAAGACACCUGUUACAUAUGCUGAGUCUACUUCAAAAAGCACAAUGGUUUCCUCUGCUCUCACUACUUCAGAAAUGAUAGAGGUACCUUUGAGGAUCACAGCUACAUCCUCUUCUUCUCCAACAGAGCCAACAUUUCCCUCUGUGAAAACCAUUCCAACCACUAUUAUGGCUGGGACAAUGACUCCAUUUGUAGGCACCACUCCCACCUAUCUACACAGUUCUAAGAACACUGAAGCUAUUUCCUCCAUUCCAAAGACCACAAUUUCACCAUUUUUGUUAACAACCCAACACUCAUCACAAGGAGAUGAGGCUACAACUCUGGGCAUAUUACCUGGGAUUACUAACAGCUCCCUAUCUGCCAUGAGCAGUAGUAGAGUGGCAGCCAUCACAAAUACUUCUUUCAGAACCACUGUCCCCGAAAAUGUGCUUUCGCCUACUCCUUCAGAUAAUCUUCAUACUUCCUUAGAGAUUCAGGUUUCCACAUCUUUGACUGCCUUUAAUAACAGUCCUGGAUCCACAAAAAGUGUAAAAGACACUGCCACUUAUAUUUCUUCUAAUACAGGAGAGACGGCUUCCUUGUCAGAAAAUACUUCCUUAGCAGCUGAAGUAACAAAAAGUGCCAAGUCUGUGAGUACCCCUGUUUCAUACCCUCCAUGGAUCCCAUCCAGUGCAACUCCACCCUCUUUGACAUCAUUUCCAUAUUCACUUCAUAGUACUGAAGCCAAGCUCUCCACUCCAAAGACCUCUGCUCCUCUUACAUCCCAAAUGGUUGAAUUUCCAGUUCUGGAAACAAGAAUCACAUCUAGUAACACCCAGUCUCUGCAUAUGACUUCCUGGAAGACACCCACAGCUGAAGGUUCUCAGUUUCAAAUAUCCACUACUACUCAUGUACCUACACCCAAUGAGAUGGAAACAGAGACUCUACACCUUGUCCCUGGGUCUUUGUCAACAUUCACAGCCUCUCAGACUGGUCUAGUAUCUAGAGAUGUUAUGGCAAUGUCAUCAAUUCCCACCACAGGAAUUCUUCCUACCUAUGGGCUUUCUGAGAACCUUUCAUUAUCAACAUCUUCAGGAGCUAUCCCUACCACUUUGGCUGACAUUAAGCACAUGUUUGAGAAAACAAUCACAUCUGUAUCUCCUGGGGCCACACUCCCAUCAAAGCCUUCUGGUGCCACUUCAGAACCUAUAAUCUUGAAGGCUGCUACUUCACCCAUGAUGACUUGGAUCUUAUCUAGUCUCUCUUCAGGCCCCCCUCUGGCAACUGUAUCUAAUGCUCCUCAUAUCAUAACUUCUUCUACAGUUGAGGUGUCAAAAUCCACAUUUCUGACUCCUGACACAAUGCCAAUGUAUCCAUUCACUAACCUUACAACGCUACCUUUUCCUACUGUAAGCACCAUACUCAUCCAAACCACUCCUGCACCUACAAUAGGUAGUAUCACUACUGGCUUCCCAACUUCUCUCCCUAUGUCUAUAAAAAUCACAGAUGACAGUGUGUACAUUUCCACAUCCCCUGAGGCAGCAUCCAGAACCCCUGUGACUACCAACUCUAGGACUGUGUCUGAACCUCCAUUAUUCAGUGAAAUGAGUAUGUUACCUUCUGCAACUGACCACACCCUAUCUGUUGGUUCCAUGCCUCUGCCUAGCCCUAUAAUAACAUCUGCAUGGAGUAGAAUUCCAGUUACAGAAGCACCUGCUACUUUAAUUUUUCCUAAGCCCACACUGGACUCCCUUCUAAAUAUAAUCACUACCACAUCUGCUGCUCCUGGAGCCUCAUUUCCACUCAUAUCCACCAGAGUGACACAUCCUUCUACAACAACUGUGUCUUCGCUAGUAUCUUCCUCUUUUGAGGCAUCCUGGCUGGACUCCACACCAUCCUUUGUAUCUACGGAAGCAUCAACUUCGCCUAUUGCUGCUAAGUCCACAGUUUCCUUCUACAAUACUGAAAUGAGCUUCUCUGUCUUUGAUGAAGAGCCAAGGAUCCCUAUUACCAGUGUUAUAAAUGAAUUUACAAAAAAUUGGUUGAAUUCUGUAUUUCAGGACAGUGAAUUUUCUAUUACUAAUCUGACCAUCCAAAUUAAAAGCAGAGACAUUUUGGAGGAAGAGAUGGCCAUGGAUCGAGCUAUCUUGGAACAGAGAGAAGGGCAAGGAAUGGCUACAAUUUCCCAUGUACUAUACAGCUGUGUCUGUCAGGUCAUCAUAAAGGCCAACUGUUCCUUAGCACCCGCUGAAUUGAUUAGCAGGAUCAAAAGUAAAAUACUUGGCAACUUCACUCAUGGAAACUUCACGCAAGCUCAAUUGACGUUAUUAGUAAAGUCUGAACAUAUUGCGGUGAAAAAACUAGAUCCAGGAAAGUGCCAAGCCGAUGAAACACCCUCUAAAUACAAAGGGACAUAUAAGUGGCCAUUAACCAACCCUACGGAGACAGCACAAACUAGAUGCAUAAAAAAUGAGGAUGGAACCGCCACAAGAAUCUGUUCAAUCAGCCUCAACACAGGCAAAGCUCAGUGGGAAAAACCAAGGUUCGAACAAUGCAAAUUGCUUCCAGGACUCCCUGACAAGAUUGUGGAUCUUGGUGAUAUUACCAUAAGUGAUGAGAAUGCAGAUGAUGUUGCAGAGCACAUUUUAAAUUUGAUAAAUGAAUCCCCACCACUGGGAGAAGAAGAGACAAAGAUCGUCGUUUCUAAAGUAUCUGAUAUUUCACAAUGUGACGAGAUAAGUAUGAACCUAACUCAGAUUAUAUUGGAAAUAAUCAGUGCUGUUUUGGAAAAGCAAAAUGAGUCAGCCUCUGAUCUGCACGAAGUAAGCAAUGAAAUUCUGAGGACAAUUGAGCGUGCUGGCCACAAGAUGGAGUUUUCCGGAAGGGCAGCAAAUCUGAUGGUGUCUGGGUUGGCUUUGGCUGUGCUGCGGGUGGACCACACAUUUGAAGGCAUGACCUUCAGCAUUUGCUCCUACAGAGAAGGCACAGAUCCUGAGAUACACCUAGGUGAUAUCCCUCUGGGGAGGACUUUGGCUUCCAUAUAUUUGCCUAAAUCACUGACCAAGAGACUUCUUCUGAACAACUUACAGACCAUCUUGUUUAAUUUCUUUGGCAAAACUUCACUCUUUAAGACCAAAAAGUUCACUAAAGCAUUAACCACAUAUGUUGUGAGUGCCAGCGUUUCAGAUAUGUCCAUUCAAAACUUGGCUGACCCUGUGGUCAUCACUCUGCAGCAUAUUGAAGGAAACCAGAAUUAUCAUCAAGUUCAUUGUGCCUUUUGGGAUUUUGAGAAUAAUAAUGGGCUAGGUGGAUGGAAUUCAUCAGGCUGUGAAGUAAAGGAAACAAAUGUAAAUUACACAAUCUGUCAGUGUGACCACCUCACCCAUUUUGGAGUCUUAAUGGAUUUAUCCAGGUCUACAGUGGAUGCAGUGAAUGAACGGGUAUUAGUGCUUAUAACAUACACCGGAUGUGGAAUCUCCUCCAUUUUCCUGGGAAUUGCAAUGGUGACAUACAUAGCUUUUCACAAACUUCGCAAAGAUUAUCCUUCCAAAAUCCUGAUCAAUCUGUGCACAGCACUGCUGAUGCUAAACCUGGUAUUUCUGGUCAAUUCCUGGUUGUCAUCAUUUCAGAAAGUGGAACUUUGCAUCACAGCCGCAGUGGCACUUCAUUACUUCCUGCUCGUUUCUUUGACUUGGAUGGGCCUGGAGGCAGUCCACAUGUAUUUUGCUCUAGUCAAAGUCUUCAACAUAUAUAUUCCAAAUUAUAUCCUUAAAUUUUGUCUAGUUGGUUGGGGAAUCCCAGCGAUCAUGGUGGCAAUUAUAGUCAGUGUGAAAAAAGAUCUGUAUGGACCUCUCAGCCCAACAGAUCCAUUUUGUUGGAUUAAAGAUGAUUCUGUCUUUUACAUCUCAGUGGUGGCUUAUUUUUGCCUCAUAUUUCUCAUGAAUCUCUCCAUGUUCUGCACUGUUCUUGCUCAACUGAAUUCCAUGAAAUCCCAAAGCCAGAAGACUUGGCAGAAGAUGAUCCUGCAUGACCUCAAAGGCACAACAAGUCUCACAUUCCUACUUGGCCUCACCUGGGGGUUUGCCCUUUUUGCCUGGGGACCUGUGAGGAUCUUUUUCUUGUAUCUUUUUGCCAUUUUUAACACUUUGCAAGGAUUCUUCAUUUUUGUGUUUCACUGCAUGAUGAAGAAGAGUGUUCGGGAGCAGUGGCAGAUACACCUCUGUUGUGGGUGGUUGCGAUUUGAUAACUCUUCUGAUGGGAGUAGCUGGUGUGGGAUAAAUAUUGGAUAUAAACAGGAAGGACUGAAGAAAACCUUUGAGCACAAACUGUUGACACCAUCCCUCAAGUCGACUGCAACUAGCUCCACUUUCAAAUCUUUAGGCUCUGCACAAGGCAUUCCUUCAGAAAUAAGCUUCCCAAAUGAUGACUUUGAUGAAGAUCCAUACUGUUUCUCUUCCUUGGGUUGUGAAGUUGGGCCUAAUUAUGAAAGAAGAAUAUUACCUGUGUAAAUAAAAAUGAAUUCCA